Pelodiscus sinensis (Chinese soft-shelled turtle) is the source of this 768-nucleotide messenger RNA. NCBI's taxonomy places the organism in Eukaryota, Metazoa, Chordata, Testudines, Trionychidae. The record is from RefSeq and is a predicted model, not a curated record.
AUGCCCCAGAGGGAAGGAUCACAACAGGUAGUCGGCACAAGUUUCCAGAGAAACAGCGACGGAGAGGGCCUAUCAGAAGCAGCCCACCAUCUUCCAGAACAAGAAGCGGGUGCUUCUGGGGGAGGGAGGCAAGGAGAAACUCCCCCGCUACUACAAGAACAUUGGCCUGGGCUUCAAAACCCCGCCCCGCCCCGCGCUGCCCGCUGCACGGCGCGUCCUGUGGGUGGCUUCUGGAUCUUCCCUUCUCCCGCCCCACAGACGGAGAGGGCCUAUCAGAAGCAGCCCACCAUCUUCCAGAACAAGAAGCGGGUGCUUCUGGGGGAGGGAGGCAAGGAGAAACUCCCCCGCUACUACAAGAACAUUGGCCUGGGCUUCAAAACCCCCAAAGAGGCCAUUGAGGGAACUUACAUUGACAAGAAGUGCCCUUUCACUGGCAAUGUCUCUAUCCGUGGUCGUAUCCUGUCAGGUGUGGUUACCAAGAUGAAGAUGCAGCGUACUAUCGUCAUCCGCAGGGAUUAUUUACAUUAUAUCCGCAAGUACAACCGUUUUGAGAAACGCCACAAGAACAUGUCGGUGCACCUCUCCCCCUGCUUCAGGGAUGUCCAGAUUGGCGAUAUUGUGACUGUGGGGGAGUGCCGUCCCCUCAGCAAGACAGUCCGAUUCAACGUCCUCAAGGUCACAAAGGCUGCUGGCACCAAGAAGCAGUUCCAGAAGUUUUAAAGGCGAUGAAUGAAUGAUCAGGAUGAAUAAAAGUUUUGUAGGAACCUG